AAAAAAGGAAAAAGACACGUAAAAAAGGAAGAAACAGAUACAGAGAGACGGAUCGUCGCCUUUAAAGAUAAGGACAGAACUGUAGAGAUUGGAACCGUAUCAGCACAAGAGCAGCAUCAGCCCUUUUGUCCGGUUGGGGCCACGUCACCUCUUUUGCAAUUAUAGAAAGGCUCUAUUCCCACUUCCUCCGGUUCUUACAUAUUCUCCGCAUCAUCCGCUUGGGAAUUUAUUCUCGAAUCUGUAGCUGAAGCUCGGAGUAUUCAAGAAGAAGGUAGAUUGGAGAAAGGUGGCAGAGGUGGUAGUAGGUGGCGGAGUAGCGUGUGCUUUUGGAGUUGAAUGGCGGUGGAGUACAGCUGUUGUGAGGCGGAAUUCUUCAUUCACAUUGCGGUGAUAGUGUUCCUGGUGACGUUUGCGGGACUCAUGUCUGGGCUCACUUUGGGCCUCAUGUCUCUCAGCCUCGUCGAUCUUGAAGUGCUUGCCAAGUCCGGAACUCCCAAGGACAAACAGCAUGCUGCAAAGAUAUUGCCAGUUGUUAGGAAUCAGCAUUUACUGCUUUGCACGCUGCUUAUCUGCAAUGCUGCUGCUAUGGAGGCACUUCCUAUUUUCCUUGAUGCUCUAGUUACUGCUUGGGGCGCAAUCCUGAUAUCAGUGACAUUGAUUCUUCUGUUUGGUGAGAUCAUUCCACAAUCUGUUUGCUCUAGAUAUGGACUUGCUAUCGGUGCAACUGUAGCUCCAGUCGUUCGUAUCCUUGUUUGGAUCUGUUUUCCAGUUGCGUAUCCAAUAAGCAAGUUGUUGGAUUAUCUGCUUGGCCAUGGGCAUAGAGCUCUCUUUCGACGUGCUGAGUUGAAAACCCUUGUUGAUUUACAUGGCAAUGAGGCUGGUAAAGGCGGAGAACUCACACAUGAUGAGACAACUAUUAUUGCUGGGGCGCUAGAACUCAGUGAGAAAACCGCUAGUGAUGCCAUGACUCCGAUAUCUGAAACUUUUGCUAUUGAUAUAAAUGCGAAGCUUGAUAGGUCCUUGAUGAAUCUGAUUUUGGAGAAAGGACAUAGCAGAGUGCCGGUCUACUAUGAGCAACCUACAAACAUCAUUGGGCUUGUUCUGGUACUUAACUGUAAUACUUGAUGACCUGAUCUUUUUAUCUUAUGCUCUUUCACUAUUCGCAGAAUUCCAAGGGUUCCAGAAACUAUGCCAUUAUACGAUAUCUUGAAUGAAUUCCAGAAGGGUCACAGUCACAUGGCUGUUGUUGUGAGACAGUGUACCAAAGGCCCCGUCCAGCCUGCUGGAACAGGAGAUGCAGAAAGUGUGUCUGUUGAUGUAGGUUCUGUCAAAGAUGUGAGAGUAGACAUUGAUGGUGAAAAGAUGUCAUUGGAUAAAAGUGUGAAGAGUAAAAGACCUCUGCAAAAAUGGAAGAGUUUUCCCAACACAGGAAGCAAUUCUUUCAAGGGUACACCUAGAAGCAAGAAGUGGACGAAAAACAUGUACUCCGACAUUCUAAAAAUAGAUGAAACUCCACUGCCCAAGCUGCCCGAAGAAGAAGAGGCGGUAGGAAUAAUAACCAUGGAAGACGUCAUUGAAGAGCUUUUGCAGGAAGAGAUAUUCGAUGAAACAGAUCACCAUGUUGAAGAUUCAUGACGGAUGGUAAGUGGGUAUUGAAUAUACAAUUCAGACUGUUAAAAAUGUUGUAGCAUUGGUGAAUGUACAAUUCAGACUGUUAAAAAUGUUGUAGCUUGCGUAUACUAAUACUAUGUGGGGAGUAAUUUUUGGUUCGACGUAUGUAAAACAUUUGUGGCGAGGCACUUGAUCGUUCUCCACCAAAGGUUUUAGUCAUUGGAAGUGUAGAGUGAAUUCAUGGUUCUUGUUGUUCACUAGAGAGAGUCAUCAUAUGUACAGUGAGGGUUAGACAUGUUUUCUCCUCUGGAGCUAAGGCAUUGAGGUGUGAGUCUUAAUGCUAUUGUAUCUCCAGCUUCCAAGACACUUUACCGUUUCCAAAUUAUAGCCAAGUUCAAUUCGAAUUGCACUCUUUCUAAUA
Sesamum indicum (sesame) is the source of this 2032-nucleotide messenger RNA. The record is from RefSeq and is a predicted model, not a curated record. Lineage: Eukaryota; Viridiplantae; Streptophyta; Magnoliopsida; Lamiales; Pedaliaceae.